Penicillium chermesinum is the source of this 1563-nucleotide messenger RNA. RefSeq lists its product as uncharacterized. Gene Ontology annotation, molecular function: zinc ion binding; guanine deaminase activity. The transcript has 2 exons. Gene Ontology annotation, biological process: guanine metabolic process. The record is from RefSeq and is a predicted model, not a curated record. Gene Ontology annotation, cellular component: cytosol. Lineage: Eukaryota; Fungi; Ascomycota; Eurotiomycetes; Eurotiales; Aspergillaceae.
CUGUUAUAUACCAUAGCGCUGCACAUCAUGUCCGCUUACGAUCUUACGGUGUACCGGGGAAUAUUUAUCCAUCUUCCCCGCAUUGCAGAUCACUCAACCACCAAACCUCAAUUAGUCCGGCAUCGCGGCGCGCUUUGGGUAUCGACCAGCAAUGGCCGCAUUAAAGGAUUUGACUGGAGUGCCCAAGAUGACGAGUCGUUUCGAGACUUGAUGGUCCGGAAUAACUGGACAACGGCCGACGUGCGCACAGACUUGAAUGGGGACCAUGAACCAAUGAUCAAGGUCAAAAUUGUGAGAACGAGAGAAGAUCGAAAUGAAUUCUUCUUCCCAGGUUUCAUUGACACCCACAUCCACGCGCCCCAAUACCCCAACGCGGGUCUAUUCGGCUCUACGACCCUACUCGACUGGUUGGAAUCCUAUACAUUCCCCGUAGAAUCCGGCUUCGGCGACCAAGGAAACCCUCGUCAAGAAAAGACAAGCCCUCAAGAUGCCCCUCCAGUCGCCCUUCGCGUUUACAACCAAGUGAUCUGCCGCACCCUUUCCCACGGCACCACCUGCGCCUCCUACUUCGCAACCAUCCACACCCCCGCCACCAAUGCCCUCGCCUCGCUCUGUCACGCCCGCGGCCAGCGCGCCUUCAUCGGCCGCGUCUGCAUGGACAACCCGUUCAUUUGCCCAUCCUACUAUCGCGACCACUCCCCAGAAGACUCCCUCUCCGCUACCGAAGCCACAAUCGCCUACAUCCACACCCUCGACCCGAAAGGCACACUUGUGAAACCCAUCAUCACCCCCCGCUUCGCUCCCACAUGCUCCCCCGCCGCCCUGAAUGCCCUCGGCUCCCUCGCCGCGUCCUACAACCCGCCCCUGCACAUCCAAACCCACAUAUCGGAGAACACCAACGAGAUAGCCCUGGUCAAGGACCUCUUCCCGAACUCAGAGAGCUACGCCUCCGUCUACGAUACACAUAACCUCCUCACCCGGCGCACUAUCCUCGCGCACGCGGUCCAUCUCUCCCCGUCCGAGCGCAGCCUCAUCGCAACCCGCCAGGCAAAGGUCUCGCACUGCCCCGCCUCGAAUGCCGCCCUCGGCUCCGGGAUCUGCCCCGUCCGCACGCUGCUCAACGACGGUAUCACCGUCGGGCUGGGCACAGACGUGAGCGGCGGGUACAGCCCGAGUAUCCUCGAAGCAGCACGGCAGGCCUGCCUUUCGUCGCGGUUGCUGGGACACACGAGUUCCUUCGCGGCGAGUGCCGGGCCCGGUAUCACGGGGGAUGUGACCCAGGAGAAGCCGGUCGGGUAUGAGAAACUGUCUGUCGAUGAGAGUCUGUACCUUGCGACGCGCGGCGGCGCGGCUGUGGUCGAUAUGGCCGAUGAGCUGGGUGGGUUUGAGGAGGGGAUGCUUUGGGAUGCGCAGCUGAUUGAGCUGGGGGCUGUGAGGGAGAGUGUAGAGGGGUUGCUCGAGGGGAGUGAGGGGGGUUGGCAAUGGGUCGGUGGGGAAUGUCGAUCUGUUUGGGACGGAGACUUGGCAGGAGAGGAUUCAGAAGUGGGUGUGGAGUGGCGAUGA